This is a messenger RNA of Heteronotia binoei (common prickly gecko), 2133 nucleotides long. It is a transcript of the gene ERICH5, whose product is annotated as glutamate rich 5. NCBI's taxonomy places the organism in Eukaryota, Metazoa, Chordata, Lepidosauria, Squamata, Gekkonidae. The transcript is spliced from 4 exons. The coding region runs from base 185 to 901 and encodes 238 amino acids. The record is from RefSeq and is a predicted model, not a curated record.
UGGCACGCGCAGCCCAGCUGGGGCUGCCUUCCCUUCGCUGCCCGGGCGGCGAGAAGGCGGCGGCACCUGCGCGCAUUCGCCUGGCGGGAGCCGGAGCGGACAGUUGGCGCGCUCGCCAAGGGAAGAGUCGCUCGCUCAGCGCCUGCUCGUCUGGCUCUGAGCGCGGAUUUGGCCCUGCGACGCCAUGGGGUGCUCGAGCAGCGCUCAGACCCAAGUCAAGGACGGCAGCCGGCCGAGCCCCAUGGCCCCCGGCACCAACGGGCUGCAGAAAUGCGAUGACAAUUCACCCCUCACUGAUGAAAAUGAAACCAUACCUGACCAGACCAAACUUGGAGGAAUGGAUGAAGUAGAUCUUGCAUCUGAUGGAACAAAAUUAAGUGAGAAUCUUCCCCAAGAGAAGGCAGAUGUUUUGCUUCCAGAAAUAACAAAAUGUGCUCUUUCUGCCUGUCAAAGAGUAGACCCAGAAGGUACAGAACCUCCGCCAGUGGCACCGGAAGAGAAGUUCAGCAGGGGUGAGCCUUUGCCUACAGGCCUUGUAGAAGCCAGUGAGCCUCAACCUGUGGAACUAACAGAGGGUGAUGAGCCUGUUUCCAUCACAGAAGCUGCCAAUGCUCAGCCUCCAGAAAUUACACAGGACGCUAAACCUGAACUUGUCAGACCAACAGAGGGGAGCACACCUGAACCUUUGGUGACAGCAGAGGAAGACUUUAAUCUUGUAACAGAAAUGGUGAAGGAAUUGCAGAUAGAGGAAGAGGAACAGCUAAUUGAGGGUGAGAUGGGAGAAAAGGUGGAAACUGAGAUGCACUCUGAGAUAGUAAGUGAGGGCUCUGAAACAAAAGAAGAAGAAACAGGAGAAGCUACAGCAGCAACAGAGAUAGAAGCUACUAAUAAUGAAGAGUGAAUCAUGGUUUCUGCAUGGACUUCAUCUUUGUUUAGGUACUCAAAUUACUAUUACUCCAAUUUGAGAAAAAUCUGGAUUUUAUAAGUUUUUACGGACUUGCCAUGAGAACUUGAGCAGUAGGGGAGAAAGGAUUUUAUUUUGGGAAGUCAAGUUGCCAAGACAUCACUGAGGAAUUGCAAUGUUGAACCUUAACAAAUUUGCCGUAUAGUGCCUUCUGUAAAUUUCAUUUGAGUAGAACUGUAUGUUGCGAUGCAAUAGCUUAACUAAAAUAGGUGAAUUACAUAAGUUGCAUGCAUUUUAAAAUCAUAUUAAUUCCCCCAGCGUUCUAAACUGGGAUAAAAGUACUUGGGUUCUGAUGCAAUCUUACAGUCACAAUCUGUUUAUGUACUAGGACAAUUCUUGUGUGAAGCUUCAAUUAUUCAUAUAUGUUUACAGUAGCUAGGGCUUAAUAUUGCUACUCUAAUUUGGGCAGAUGCAUCUAUUUUAAAAAUGGGAAGAAAUAGCCAUCCUCAACAAUUAAGAUCAACACUUCUGUACAUUAAAAAGGAACAAGAGAAAUAAUUUAUUUAGCACAGCAAUUAAAUAUACUUGAUCACUAUUAUAAUGCAGUGAUAAUGCUUUUUUAAAAAGUAAUAUAUUUUAAUGAAAUAAUAGCACACAGAUAAUUUAAGAGUCUAAUUGCAUUAAAGUUGAAUACUGCAUUUCACAGCCUACAGGAUUUAGUUUCUUCAGAGGUAAAAAUUGCAACCAAUAAAGUUAAGCUGUGUUCAGUUAGUGUGUGCCUUUCUGGGACCUUUUCUCGACUAGGUUUUCCCUCCAAAUACACUUGCAGAUUCUAUUUGCUAUUUGAAAGCUAUGUGAAAGUAUGAUAAGAACAUCCUUUGAUUUCCUUAUUUUUAGUCUUAAAAUGGUAACUGUAAAUGGUAGCAGUCAGUUUUACAUCUUUUUUUAAAAACAGGGCUGUUCACCAUGUGACUAUAAUAGUUUCAUGGCUUGAAGAAGUCUGUAAACUUGAGGAAAGUUAAUCAUUUCCAUAUUGGGACUGGAGCAGGAACCUUUGAAUCCAGGGCAGUGAUGUACUAUAUAGGACACACGCUAGAUAUGCAUUGAUCAACAAUCAUAUGUUUAAUAUGGCUUGUUUUUGUGCCUUUUGAAGUAGUCUGCAGCAAACUGUCUUCAUUUUGCAAGUUGACACCCUGAUCUUAAAUGCUGAAAUAAAGUGCUGCAAUGGA